AAAUUCAUCUGUAAGCAAGACAGUCUGUGAAGAACUAUUUAUAAGUUAGGAUGGCUCGUUCCAAUGUCGUUUUUAUGCUGUGCCUCGUUCUGGCGCUCGCCGUUGUCCAGGCACGUCGCUCCAAGCCCUGCGGCAACAGUUCCUUCAAGUCGUGUGUGGCGCGAUUUAGGUGCAAUACCGGGGAGGUCCAUAAGGCUUCUGGUAAUUUGAAGGGAGUGUUUAGAAUGAGUAAUAGUACAUUAGAGUGCUCCAGCACUCAAAUUUGUUGCCCCAAUGAUAAAAUUACGAAUGAAACUAAGAAGACUGUGGCAGUACCCACUAAAUGCGGACAACGAAACCCUCAUGGUCUGACAUUCUACACCGAAUCCGAAACCUUCGCCCAGGAGGGCGAGUUUCCAUGGGUCGUCGCUCUGAUGAGUUUAAUGAACACUUACAAAGGCGCCGGAUCCUUGAUCGCCGACAACAUGGUGCUCACGGGCGCCUACAAAGUGAGCGGAGAAAACCAGAACUCGCUGAAGGUACGUGCUGGCGAAUGGGAUAUGAAGACCAAUAGCGAGCAGUAUGCAAAUGUGGACGCUCGCAUUCGACGUAUCGUUAGCCAUCCGAAUUUCGAACCUGAGAAUGGAAAUCCAGAAUACAAUAUUGCUAUACUUCUCCUCGAUCGUCCAUUUUCGCUAACGCCUCAUGUUUAUCCCAUUUGCCUGCCGUCGCCGGAACGGAGCUUUGACUUAGCCCGCUGCAUUACUAACGGCUGGGGUCAGGAAAAGUUUGAGGUCGGAAUUAACGCACAUGUAAUGAAGAAGGUCGAAGUUCCGAUGGUUCCUGGCAGAAUCUGUGAGCAAAAGAUAAGUAGGGCUAUUGGGUCGCCGUUUAGCUUGCACGAGAGCCUGCUCUGCGCCGGCGGAGAGAAGGGAAAGGACUCUUGCUUGGGAGACGGCGGCGGACCCCUUGCCUGCCCACUGCUCGAUGAUCCUUCCCGGUUCGAGCUAGCCGGUAUCGUAAACUGGGGCGUGGAUUGCGGUCUCGAGAACAUGCCGGCCGUGUACACCAAUGUCGCCAACAUGCGCCCCUGGAUCGACGAGAUUAUGGACGACCUUGCAACAAAAAAACCUCCUACUCCUCGUCCCCCUCGUAAACGUCCAAUCCCUAUUGAGACAACCACCAACAAAAUAAUUUUUGUAGCACCGCCUACACCGCCACCACCAGAGAACCCAACGACUGAACCAACCGAUGAAAAAGAUAAUGGAAAUGGUAGUAGUGAGGAGGAUGACAUCGUAUUCGAUAAUUCAUAACUGCUAUUUACUAAAGUAAUUAACAUAAAUGCGAAACAAAAUAUUAACAAAAAAAAAAUUUUUAAAUGGAAACAACAGAGAAUUAUUAAUGCAAUUUUCACUUUAUAAAAAAAAAGAUUUCUAAAAUUGUAAAAUACUUAAUUAUUUGUUUGUUUGUACUAAAUAAAUUAUACCAAUUCCAAUAUUUAUUCAAAA
This is a messenger RNA of Drosophila ananassae, 1487 nucleotides long. RefSeq names its product phenoloxidase-activating factor 2-like. The record is from RefSeq and is a predicted model, not a curated record. NCBI's taxonomy places the organism in Eukaryota, Metazoa, Arthropoda, Insecta, Diptera, Drosophilidae. Gene Ontology annotation, molecular function: serine-type endopeptidase activity. The transcript has 2 exons. Gene Ontology annotation, biological process: proteolysis. The coding region runs from base 51 to 1292 and encodes 413 amino acids.